Molecule: messenger RNA, 3082 nt
Organism: Asterias rubens (European starfish)
Lineage: Eukaryota; Metazoa; Echinodermata; Asteroidea; Forcipulatida; Asteriidae
Product: mannan-binding lectin serine protease 1-like
Exons: 12
Coding region: 56-2728 (890 amino acids)
Biological process (GO): proteolysis
Molecular function (GO): serine-type endopeptidase activity
Source: RefSeq, a predicted model, not a curated record
CGGUAUCAAUGCCCCUAAGUAUGACAUAUUUGGUGACGCUAUCUGUGGUGGCUCCAUGCUGAAUGAAGAAUGGAUUAUGACUGCUGCCCAUUGCGUAACGGGAGGAUUUGAAGAUUCGGAAACGUAUGGGGAGACUGUUCCUCCAUACACCGUGGAUGUAUCAUUGGGACUCCAUAGGAGGAGUGUGCCGACUCAGCACACUAUCAAUAGAACCGUUCGUGAAAUCAUCAAACACCCUAAUUAUGACCCUUCGACGUUUGACUCCGAUGUGGCAUUGAUACAUCUCAAUGAAUCCAUCAAAUUCACUGACUUCAUUCGACCAAUCUGUCUCCCACCACAAAGCACCCACUUUAAGGAGGAUGACGACGAACGCGUGUACAUCCCUAACGUAGCCGACGAGGAUAUAACGGCGGUUGUGAUUGGCUGGGGGAAGAUCUCAGAACAUGGACGGACCUCUGAUACGCUUCGAGAGGUGCACGUUGGUGUCGAUGUGUCACGAGUUGAAUGUAACGUGAGGCAACAUCUUGAUGUCACGCGUAACAUGGUAUGUGCGGGAUCAAGAGAAGGUGGGCGUGACGCUUGUAGAGGCGAUAGUGGGGGUCCGUUGAUGCUACAAGACGACGUCACCAAUCGCUAUUUUACAUACGGAGUGGUAUCAUGGGGUGAUGGAUGUGGACGUGAAGGCAACUUUGGCGUUUAUGUGCGGAUCGAAAACUUUGUAGAUUGGAUACAAUCUAAAAUAAGGACGCGUGUCAUCAUCGCUUCAAUAUUGAUGUACCUCGUCCAUUUUCCUGUCAACACAACAUGCGAAACUGAGCAACGAAGCGCCCUCUACGGGCAGAUAGAGUCACCAGACUAUCCUGAGCCGUAUGGUGAUAACGUAGAUAGAGUCUGGAACAUAACCGUGCCUGACGGAUUCACAAUAGUCUUGUACUUCAGUCUCUUCGAGCUAGAAGCUUCAUUAGAUUGUGCAUAUGACUAUGUCAAGGUGUCAAGUUCCAAAGAGACAGCAACCUUCUGUGGCAAUGGUCAGUUCUUGGAGUUUAGAACCCCACGUGACAGGAACAUGACGUCACCAAAUAACAACAUGGUGGUCGAGUUUCAUUCGGACUAUUCCAAUGAAGAACAGUUCUCUGGAUUUGUUGCACAUUACCAAGCCAGGGUUUCUUGCAGGGAUAUUGUUUAUACCUCAGAUGAAGAUGACUUCCAGACUCCUGACUAUCCUGACGAUUAUCCGCCGAAUGCUGAUUGUAACUGGCUGAUAAAUGUCGACAUCGGAUACUCCAUUAACAUCGUGUUUGAAACAUUCCAGAUAGAAUCGCAUCCAACUAUACUCUGUCCUUACGACUAUGUCAAAAUUUAUUACGAUAACGAGGUUAGAGGGCCAAUGUGUGGCGAUUCACAAACUGAUCUACCCGCAAGUUUCUCCACAUCCGGGAACAUUGCCAAUGUGACGUUUCAUUCCGAUCAAUCAGUACAGAGAAUGGGAUUCCGGGCUCGGUAUGACGUCACAGGUCGAUCUUGUCCCGCCCUCUACCGGCCUACAUAUGGUAUGAUAUCAGGAAGUAACUUUACCUUUAGAGACUCUGUUCGAUUCAGCUGCAAUGAUGGCUACGUUAUAAAUGGCUCCACAUCGAGAUCAUGUCAAGCUAAUGGCACCUGGUCUGGUAUCCAACCUACCUGUGAAAUUGUAAAAUGCAACAUCCCACAGCCCAUCAGUAACGGUGAGAUCAAGUACUACUCCGGUAUGAAUUUCAGCUACUCCAAUUCCAUUGGUUUUGUGUGUAACGAUUAUUAUGAAAUGGAAGGCAUGAGUUCGAGUGAAUGUGGAGUGAAUGGAACAUGGACACCAGAGCCACCAGUGUGUGUACCAAUAUGUGGUGAGAGUUCUAUUAUACCAAGAGGCCUUUCGACUGGACGCAUUGUCGGUGGUCAAGAGUCUACACCGGGCUCAUGGCCGUGGCAAGUACUGAUCAAUAUCAACGCCCCUGGGUUUGGACUAAGAAACGUCAUCUGCGGUGGCUCCGUGUUGAAUGAAGAAUGGAUAUUGACUGCAGCCCAUUGCCUCACUGCAACCAAAAGCUACCUUACAACGUAUGGCGAAGUUGUACCCAACCACACCGUGGUUGUAUCAUUGGGGAUUCAUAAGAGAGGCAGUCCGGCUGAACACACUAUCGUCAGAUCUGCAUUUGAAAUCAUCAAGCAUGCUGAGUUUUACCCUGUAACCUACGAUAACGAUGUGGCGUUAAUUCACCUCAAUGAAUCCAUCCGAUUCAAUAACGUCAUACGACCAAUCUGUCUCCCACCACAAAACACACACAUUGAGCAGGAUGACGACGAACGCGUGUACAUCCCUAACGUAGCCGACGAGGAUACAACGGCGGUUGUGAUUGGCUGGGGGCAGAGGGGCCAGGGCCUGUCUACGUCAAACGUACUGCUAGAGGUUUACGUUGGUGUCAAUGUGCCGAGGGACCUAUGUAAUAUGAAGCUAAAUGAUCCUGUUACAACUAACAUGGUUUGCGCUGGAUCAACAGAAGGUGGUCUUGACAGUUGUCAGGGGGACAGCGGGGGACCGUUGAUGCUACGAGAUGACGUCACUAAUCGCUAUUUUACAUAUGGAAUAGUAUCUUGGGGCGAGGGAUGCGCAAAAGCAGGCAAGUUUGGUGUGUAUGUGCGCAUCGAGAACUUCGUGGAUUGGAUCCAAUAUGAGACAUUUGUGGAGCGUUGAACCAGAGGACGGAUGUAACGUCAAAUCAAACCACUAGUGUCUAAAACGACUGCAUAAUGUAAGGUCAUUAAUGUUUACCCGAUGAAAAUAUUUCCAUCACUCUAUUUAAAGUAUUAUCAUUAUAUUAAGCAGUAAUUCCAUGAAGAUGGUCUCCAAAUACCGGUGCAGCGUAAUCAUUUUAUGUUCUUUUGUGUUUUAAAAUCGCUCUUCUCAUUAUCGCUUGUUAUAUCGCUUACAUAUUUUGAGAACGUGCAAGCAUCCUGUAGACUAGGCAAAAAGCAAACCUCUUGGUAAAAAGUUGUAAAUUCUGUAUGUUUUUUUUGUAAUUUUUAAACAAUUCUAUUUUUUUUAUUU